Alosa alosa (allis shad) is the source of this 1043-nucleotide messenger RNA. It is a transcript of the gene apoda.2, whose product is annotated as apolipoprotein Da, duplicate 2. Bases 88 to 654 code for a protein of 188 amino acids. Gene Ontology annotation, molecular function: lipid binding. The transcript has 5 exons. The record is from RefSeq and is a predicted model, not a curated record. Gene Ontology annotation, biological process: brain development; tissue regeneration; lipid transport. Lineage: Eukaryota; Metazoa; Chordata; Actinopteri; Clupeiformes; Clupeidae.
UGGGUCUGAGCAUGAGCUAUAAAUGUGCAUCCUUGGGUGUCAGUCAUCACUUAGAACAAGCUGAACACCUCAGGUGAUAGCUGAACAAUGCAGGCUCUACAGGUGCUGUCUCUGGUCCUACUCUCUGCCCUGGUGGCCAACGCCCAGGUCCUCCAUCCAGGAAGAUGCCCUGUUCCUCCAGUCAAGGAGAACUUUGAUGUCACCAGUUACAUGGGCCGGUGGUAUGAGAUCCAGAAGCUCCCCUCCAUCUUCCAGAAAGGCGAGUGUGGCCAGGCCACCUACACCCUGGGUGAUGGGGUUGUGCAGGUCCUGAACGCUGAGCUGCUGGCUGAUGGCACUGUCAGUGAUAUUGAGGGCUAUGCCGAGGUCGUGGAUCCUGCUCAGCCCGCCAAGCUGGCCGUUACUUUCUUCCCAGGAUCCCCUCCUGGUCCUUACUGGGUCCUGGACACUGACUAUGACAACUACGCCCUUGUCUACGGCUGCCAGAACUACGGCGGUCUGUUCUACGCUGACUUCGCCUGGAUCCUGAGCCGUUCCCGCUCCCUCCCCAAGGAGACCAUUGAGCAACUGCACAACACGCUGACCUCCAACAGCAUCAUGAUCAACAAGAUGACCACCACUAACCACAGCAUCUGUGACUCCAUGCCUCAGUAAGGCAAUGGCGUGUAAAAACCAUAAAACCAGAUGAAGGGUUGUUCUCUCUUGUGCUUUACCUCAUUGUGCACCUUCUGUAAAGAGCAUAAUGUUGAGUAGGCCUAUGCUACAUGUCUAGAUCAUUGGUCAUGAAAUAAGCAUUCAACCUCUCUCACUUUCUGAACAAUGUCAAUAAUAUUCAAAUCAUGAAGUUUAGAAUCUUAACAAACUUAUUGUUCCUGUCAUUUGUCACUGUUCCUGAGCAUCAGAAAUGAUAUUGUCGCUUGUCAGACAUUGUUAAGGCUUGUUUCGUGGGUGUCUAUUCAACUCUCUUGCUGUAAAUUACUUCAAAUUACAGCGUUUUGUUUGGCUGGUGUUAUACAAAUAAAGAGUUGAUUUAUGCAAAACUA